CUAAGUCUAACAUGAUUCAGGGCAACAACAUAAUAAUCCUCAAGACUUUGCUAGAGUUGAGACUAAUGUUACACCAACAUGAUUCAUUCUUACUACUCUUGUAAGAGUAGAAAUAUCCCACAUCUGCAUAUGUGUUACGCAUGGGGUGCAUGGAUCCCAAGAUGGGGGCGUGGACGAGCAGAAUAAGGCAACGGGCCGAACCAAGGACAAACGGGCCGAAGAAGAAAAGGAACCAGCCCAGGAAGAACGUGGGAAGCCGCGAAGUGCUCUCAUUGAGAGACAUGACUGACGCAUCGUCCACCACGCAUGAACUCGAUUCUAGGGUUCACGAGAUGGGACACGCCAUGGUGCAGAUGCAGAGAGAUUUGGAAUUCAGGUUCGAGAGGCUUGACGGGGCUCUGGCUACGAUCCAAACCGCCGUGGCCGGCCUCCAAGCAGGCGGCGGUGGUGGCCGAAUAGGGCGGCACCCAGAUCACCACGAGGGCCCUAGGGGAGGCGGGUUCCAGACGCAAAAACCUAAGCUAGAGCCGCCCAAGAGCGACGACACAGAACCCCUGCGAUGGUUGUAUCAAGUGCAGGAGUAUUUCGCCUACUACGAAACACCUCUGGAGGACCGGUUGCGGUGCGUCACCAUGAUGCUUGAGGGACCAGCAGCCGAUUGGUUCCGGUGGCGAAGGAAUAACGGACUGCUCAGAGAUUGGGACGACUUUGUAGCAAAAUUCAAGCUCCGGUUCGACCCACUGCACUACGUAGAUUAUGUCGGCCAGUUAGCCCGAGUGCGGCAGGUGGCGGGGGUAAUGGAAUACCAGGGAGCAUUCGAGAAGGUACUCACCCAUGUCACUGACGUACUCCAACCCUACCUUCAAUCGUUGUUUCAUGCGGGCCUGAAGAACCACCCACAACAUGAAAUUAGCCUUUUAAGGCCCGAGACAUUGUCGGAGUUGUUAGAAUAAAGGCCCAACGCUAGAGGGGGGGUGAAUAGCAUUUAAAACAAAAUCGCAGGAAAUUAAAAUGAGAGCGUUAAAACUGAUAAUCGAUUAUUGUAAAGCUGAUAAUCGAUUAUUGCGUGCUUCAGAACUUGGAAGUUCAAAGCUGCAGUGGCUGAUAGUCGAUUGUCACUAAGGUGAUAAUCGAUUAUCACCCAGCUAAAGUCUAGCCAGCUGAAACCCGUUUUGAAAAACCGAGGUCCAAAAACGAAGUGUUCCCAAAAGUAAAAACCAAGUUUGAAAAACAUUGUAUAUGGUAUAAAAUAGUGAAAACAAGACUUGUUUGGUAAAAACCAAGUCCUCAAGGUCGUAAAUCACGUGCGUACGGUUUUGACCGUUUUUCACGUGUUAGACCGAUUGACCAAGAUACAAAAGUGGUUUUUAUAAAAUAAUUAUUCGGNGCUGAUAAUCGAUUAUUGCAAAGCUGAUAAUCGAUUAUUGCGUGCUUCAGAACUUGGAAGUUCAAAGCUGCAGUGGCUGAUAGUCGAUUGUCACUAAGGUGAUAAUCGAUUAUCACCCAGCUAAAGUCUAGCCAGCUGAAACCCGUUUUGAAAAACCGAGGUCCAAAAACGAAGUGUUCCCAAAAGUAAAAACCAAGUUUGAAAAACAUUGUAUAUGGUAUAAAAUAGUGAAAACAAG
Cuscuta campestris is the source of this 1625-nucleotide messenger RNA. The record is from the annotation of a GenBank genome assembly. NCBI's taxonomy places the organism in Eukaryota, Viridiplantae, Streptophyta, Magnoliopsida, Solanales, Convolvulaceae.